UACCAAUAAUACCAUCAAAACCUAGGUCACAUACAUGUACCCUGUGAAGCUAUGUUCUUGAACUGUCAAUUUUGCCUUUCGUUAGAGCGCGCUGACCGCAUGGCUUAUAUAGUAGUAAUCUACCCGCGUAGGUAUAGUAUAGUUUUAAUACAGCUCAGCAAUACCUCAAGUGAGUGUGACGGGCUUCUCAUUAUUCCCAAUUUGAAAUUUACAAACCGCCUAAUCCCAUCCAAGAGCCACGAAUCGGAUACAGCAUCAAUUAUGGACUGCGCAAGCACCAAAGUUAGCAAUUCUGGCCCUCUCAUCCAGCUAAUCUUGCGCAUCCCGACUCUGCUCUGGUCAAUUCAAGCAUGGCUAGGUGUCCCGGACUCGAUUGGUCUCUUCAGCCCGCCAGAUCUAGCAUUCUGUCAAAUGGGUGAGCUCCUGUCUCUGACAAUUGUCCAUGGGUUGAGGUUGGCCCUUCAUCCAUCAUUUAAAAUCAAUUGGAUAAACGGCAAGAGGCCGGGCCCUAUUGAGAGGAGGAGGUACUACCUGUUUUCAGUCGGUCUCACGGUCGCAUUGUGGAUGGAGUUUAUUGGAUUUAGAUACCUCCACUCAAUUUCAUGCUACCCUGACAGUUGAGUCAGCCACCAACGGUCAAACUCUCGUUGGGCGUGGCCUGGGAGGAGAAGCACCAAGUGUACCUAGGUAGAACAGCUCGUACUCUCAACCCACAACCAACCCUGCAUUGACGUUCCUGUUCCCUUUCAAGGGGCAAAUCUUCGACCAUCGCGAGCAUAAUUUUGAACCGGUGGCCGCAGUCACAUUCCACACAGGUCCUUCAAGUUGCGCGUUACCAAAAGCAGAAACGCGGAC
This is a messenger RNA of Emericellopsis atlantica, 855 nucleotides long. RefSeq lists its product as uncharacterized. Bases 52 to 621 code for a protein of 189 amino acids. NCBI's taxonomy places the organism in Eukaryota, Fungi, Ascomycota, Sordariomycetes, Hypocreales, Bionectriaceae. The record is from RefSeq and is a predicted model, not a curated record. The transcript is spliced from 2 exons.